UGCACACUUCAUACAUUAUUAUGGUUGUUAUGAGUGAGAAAGUUAUAGAGGGUCAAAGAACAUACCCCCAAGACAUGCUAACCUCCCCUGUUAUUGGUACUGGUGAGGGGUUAGCAUGUCUUGAGGGUAGGAUCUUUGAGUAGCCAAUUGUCAUACAAGUAAAGAUGCCUUUGAAUAGAAAAUGACUGAAGUAAAAGUGAAUGUCACCCAGUAAAAUACUACUUGAUUAAAAGUAUUUGGUUUAAAUUAUACUUAAGUAUAAAAAGUAAAAGUUUAAAUCAUUUCACAUUCCCUAUUUAAGCAAACCAGAUGUCAUGAUUUUCUAUUAUUAUAUUUUAUUAUGGCUAGCCAGGGGCACACUCCAUCACUCAGCAUAUGCAUUGGGGUAGAAUUUCCCUCUUACAUUUUUGUGCAUUGAAUAAGGGGGGGUUACUAAGCUACAGUGCAUUCGGAAAGUAUUCAGACCCCUUCCCCUUUUCCACAUUAUGUUACGUUACAACCUUAUUCUAAAAUGACUUAAAUAAAUACAAAUAAUAAAUCUAUAUACAAUACCCCAUAAUGACAAAGCAAAAACUGUUUUAAAUAUAAUAUCAGAAAUACCUUAUUUACAUAAGUACCCAGACCCUUUGCUAUGAGACUUGAAAUUAAGCUCAGGUGCAUCCUGUUUCCAUUGAUCAUCCUUGAGAUGUUUCUACAACUUGAUUGUAGUCCACCUGUGAUAAAUUCUAUUCAUUGGACAUGAUUUGGAAACUUUUUUUAUAGAUUUUUUAUUUCACCUUUAUUUAACCAGGUAGGCCAGUUGAGAACAAGUUCUCAUUUACAACUGCGGCCUGGCCAAGAUAAAGCAAAGCAGUGCGACAGAAACAACAACAGAGUUACACAAACGUACAGUCAAUAACACAAUAGAAUAAUCUGUUUCCAGUGUGUGCAAAUGAAGUAAGGAGGUAAGGCAAUAAAUAGGCCAAAGUGGCAAAGAAAUUACAAUUUAGCAAUUAACAUUGUAGUGAUAGAUGUGCAGAUAAGGAUGUGCAAGUAGAAAAUACUGGUGUGCAAAAGAGCAGAAAAAAACAAAAACAAAUAUGGGAUGAGGUAGGUAGUUGGUUGGAUGGGCUAUUUACAGAUGGGCUGUGUACAGCUGCAGCGAUCGGUAAGCUGCUCUGACAGCUGAUGCUUAAAGUUAGUGAGGGAGAAAUAAGUCUCCAACUUCAGUGAUUUUUGCAAUUCGUUCCAGUCAUUGGCAGCAGAGAACUAUAAGGAACGGCGGCCAAAGGAGGUGUUGGCUUUGGGGGUGACCAGUGAAAGUGUGCUACGAGUGGGUGUUGCUAUGGUGACCAGUGAGCUGAGAUAAGGCAGAGCUUUGCCUAGCAAAGACUUAUAGAUGACCUGGAGCCAGUGGGUUUGGCAAUGAAUAUGUAGCGAGGACCAGCCAAUGAGAGCAUACAGGUUGCAGAUGUAGGUAGUAUAUGGGGCUUUGGUGACAAAACGGAUGGCACUGUGGUAGACUGCAUCCGAUUUGCUGAGUAGAGUGUUGGAGGAUAUUUUGUAAAUGACAUCGCCGAAGUCAAGGAUCGGUAGGAUAGUCAGUUUUAUGAGGGUAUGUUUGGCAGCAAGAGUGAAGGAGGCUUUGUUGCGAAAUAGGAAGCCGAUUAUAGAUUACAUUUUGGAUUGGAGAUGUUUAAUAUGAGUCAGGAAGGAGAGUUUACAGUCUAGUCAGACACCUAGGUAUUUAUAGUUGUCCACAUCCACAAGUCAGAACCAUCCAGAGUAGUGAUGCUAGUCGGGCGGGCGGGUGCGGGCAGCUAUUGGUUAAAGAGCAUGCAUUUCGUUUUACUAGCAUUUAAGAGCAGUUGGAGGCCACGGAAGAAGUGUUGUAUGGCAUUGAAGCUCGUUUGGAGGUUAGUUAGCACAGUGUCCAAAGAAGGGCCAGAAGUAUACAGAAUGGUGUCGUCUGCGUAGAGGUGGAUCAAAGAAUCACCCGCAGCAAGAGCGACAUCAUUGAUAUAUACAGAGAAAAGAGUCGGCCCUAGAAUUGAACCCUGUGACACCCCCAUAGAGACUGCCAGAGGUCCGGACAACAGGCCCUCCGAUUUGAUACACUGAACUCUAUCUGAGAAGUAGUUAGUGAACCAGGCGAGGUAGUCAUUAGAGAAACCAAGACUGUUGAGUCUUCCGAAAAGAAUAAGGUGAUUGACAGAGUCGAAAGCCUUGGCCAGGUUGAUGAAGAUGGCUGCACAGUACUGUCUUUUAUCAAUGGUGGUUAUGAUAUCGUUUUGGACCUUGAGCGUGGCUGAAGUGCACCCGUGACCAGCUCGGAAACCGGAUUGCAUAGCGGAGAAGGUACGGUGGGAUUCGAAAUGGUCAGUGAUCUGUUUGUUCACUUGGCUUUUGACGACUUUAGAAAGGAAGGGCAGGAUGGAUAUAGGUCUGUAACAGUUUGGAUCUAGAGUGUCUCCCCCUUUGAAGAGGGGGAUGACCGCGGCCGCUUUCCAAUCUAUAGGAAUCUCAAACGAUAUGAAAGAGAGGUUGAACAGACUAGUAUUAUGGGUUGCAACAAUGGCGACGGAUAAUUUUAGAAAGAGAGGGUCCAGAUUGUCUAGCUCAGCUGAUUUGUAGGGAUCCAGAUUUGCAGCUCUAUCAGAACAUCAGCUGUCUGGAUUUGGGUGAAGGAGAAGUGGGGGGGUGCUUGGGCCAGUUGCUGUGGGGGAUGUGGAGCUGUUGGUCGUGGUUGGGGUAGCCAGGUGGAAAGCAUGGCCUGCCGCAGAGAAAUGCUUAUUGAAAUUCUUGAUUUUCGUGGAUUUAUCGGUGGUGACAGUGUUUCCUAGCCUCAGUGCAGUGGGCAGCUGGGAGGAGGUGCUCUUAUUCUCCAUGGACUUUACAGUGUCCCAAAACAUUUUGGAAUUAGUGCUGCAGGAUGCAAAUUUCUGUUUGAAAAAGCUAGCCUUUGCUUUCCUAACUGACUGUGCAUAUUGGUUCCUGACUUCCCUUAAAAGUUGCAUAUCGCGGGGCCUAUUCGAUGCUAGUGCAAUACGCCACAGGAUGUUUUUGUGCUGGUCAAGGGCAGUCAAUUCUGGAGUGAACCAAGGGCUAUAUCUGUUCUUUGUUUAAAAAAAAUUGAAUGGGGCAUGCUUAUUUAAAAUGGUGAGGAAAGCACUUUUAAAGAACAACCAAGCAUCCUCUACUGAUGGGAGGAGGUCAAUAUCCUUCAAGGAUACCUGGGCCAGGUCGAUUAGAAAGGCCUGCUCGAAGAAGUGUUUGACACUGACGAGGUGUGGUCGUUUGACCGCGGACCCAUAACGGACGCAGGCAAUGAGGCAGUGAUCGCUGAGAUCUUGGUUGAAAACAGCAGAGGUGUAUUUGGAGGGCAAGUUGGUCAGGAUGAUAUGUAUGAGGGUGCCCAUGUUUACGGAUUUGGGGUUGUACCUGGUAGGUUCCUUGAUAAUUUGGGUGAGAUUGACUGCAUCUAGCUUAGAUUGUAGGACGGCCGGGGUGUUAAGCAUAUCCCAGUUUUGGUCACCUAACAGUACGAACUCUGAAGAUAAAUGGGGGGCGAUUAAUUCACAUAUGGUGUCCAGAGCACAGCUGGGGGCUGAGGGGGGUCUAUAACAAGCGGUAACAGUGAGGGUCUUAUUUCUGGCGAGAUGGAUUUUUUAAAGUAGAAGCUCGAACUGUUUGGGCACAGACCUGGAUAGUAUGACAGAACUCUCCAGGAUAUCUCUACAGUAGAUUGCAACUCCGCCCCCUUUAGCAGUUCUGUCUUGACGGAAAAUGUUGUAAUUGGGGAUGGAAAUUUCAGAAUUGUUGGUGGCCUUCCUAAGCCAGGAUUAAGACACGGCUAGGACAUCAGGGUUGGCGGAGUGUGCUAAAGCAGUGAAUAAUGCAAACUUAGGGAGGAGGCUUCUGAUGUUAACAUGCAUGAACCCAAGGCUUUUACGGUUGCAGAAGUCAACAAAUGAGAGCACCUGGGGACACACGGGGCCUGGGUUAACCUCUACAUCACCAGAGGAACAGAGGAGGAGUAGGAUGAGGGUAGGGCUAAAGGCUAUUAGAACUGGUCGUCUGGUGCAUUGAAAACAGAGAAUAAAAGGAGCAGAUUUCUGGGCGAGGUAGGAUAGAUUCAGGGCAUAAUGUACAGACAAGGUGCCAGUUAAGUUAUGUGCGGUCUCCGCAUGUGUGGGGUGUGGGACAAAGGAGCUAUUUGAGGCAUAUUGAGCGGGACUAGGGGCUCUGCAGUAAAAUAAAACAAUGAGAGCUAGCUCAAACAAAGUAUGCAAGGCAUAUUGACAUUAGAGAGAGGCAUAAAGCAUAAAGCAAUAUUGUGUGUAGAUUGAUGAGGGGAAAAACUAUUUAAUCCAUUUUUAAAUAAGGCUGUAACGUAACAAAACGUGGUGAAAGUCAGGGGAUCUGAAUAGUUUCUGAAUGCACUGUAAAUAGAAUUGUUUUUAACACAACCUUUCUUUAACUCUACAAACACUUCCUCACCCUCUUGACUCCACUUUAUCCUCUCGUGAUAACCCUCCUCCCCUUUGUCAAUUCUGUAAAGCUCUACACAAUGAGAUGGAAUAAAGUGUCUCACAAAAUUGAAAACACCCAGUUUAUUUUUCUGAGCUUGCGAGUUUGCUUGUUUGCUCUUGCCAGCUUUAACUUGUUACCUUUUAGAAUCCAUUCCCCUGGCAUUUCACACAGACUAUCCAAACCCAAAAUCGGUUCUAUCCCAGACACCAUAAAGAAUGAGUCCAGUAUUGCUGCUGACCCUACUGUAAACGGCAUGGAUAGUAAUUGCAUAACUCUUGAUUGUGUCCCUGUUACACCACUGAACGUAAUGAUUUGAGUGUCCUCACAGAGGCCAAAUACCCCUAUGCGUUACCCCAAACCCAGGUUAUGAGAGUCUGCUGAUGCUCAACUUAAUUUGCGCAUUCACCACGGAGAAGGCCGGCGCAGUAGUCCCGUCGAUUCGACUCUCAGAGCACUGCCUUAUGUAGUUCCAGUAAGAAUGCUGAGCCACUACACGGCAAUAGCACAAGGCCAAAUCUACACUUGACAGUAAAUGUUCCUGAGUGGCCGAGUUACAGUUUUGACUUAAAUCUACCUGAACAUCUAUGGCAAGCCCUAAAAAUGGUUGUCUAGCAAUGAUCAAUUUGGCCGAGCUUGAAGAUUUUGAAAAGAAUAAUGGGGAAAUGUUGCACAAUCCAUGUGUGGCUCUAAGAGCCGGCUCUUGUAGGUGAACGGUGGGAGCCGGCUCGCAUAUCAGAAGAGUUGAAUCUAUUUAUAAAAAUAUUUUUUUAAUUAAGAUAUGAAUAAUGAAAAUAUUUAAAUGAAUAGAUUUAACUAAUAAAAAUAAUUUAAAAAUAAUAAUAUAGGCCUAAAUGCUCAAGCGCCCACACAUUCGUUCUGACUGUCUGCUCAGACUAACAGCCUCACCUGUUGUUCCUGUCAAUGCAGUGUCAGCCAAUGAACCAAAGAUGCGCGAGGGAGGGCCGAGCCAACUCACUCACAGUCACACACUUAGCAGCCGAGGAGAGAGAGGAAGGACAGCUGUGAAAACAACAGCUGGAAAAUGAGUCGGAAGCACAGUAGCAUUUUAAUAAUGUAGACAAUGUUAGAGCACAGUGUAGAAUUUGCCAAAACAAAAUCUCAUCUAAAGCCUGUUCUACGCACAACCUACACAGGCAUAUGCGAACUGUGCACCCAACUGUGAGGCUAGCUGUAGUGGAGCUACGAGAAACUAGUGGGCCUGCUGGUGAUAGUGUUGGAGCCAGCACCUCCACACGUGGAGUUAAAUCCACUCAGCCAAGUAGGCCUACUCAACGACCCACAGCAACGCAGUCUCCUAUGGACCAGUUUAUGCCAAAAUCUAUGUCUGUACCAAAACAAGGCCAAAUUGACAGUGCAUUGGCUAAAAUGAUUGCUAUCGAUUUCCAGACGUUUUCGAUCGUGGAGGACAGAGGUUUUAGAAAUUAUAGCAAUAGUCUAAAUUCAAUGUACACAAUUCCAAGCAGGAAAACCCUUUCAAAAUCCCUUAUUCCACAACUGUACGAGAGCACACAGGCUUCAGUGAGGGAAAGAGUCCAAAAAGCUACUGCAGUUUGCCUUACCACUGACUGCUGGACAUCAAGGGUAACCACUUCUUACAUGUCGGUUACAUGUCACUUCAUUGAAGAUUUUUCGAUGUCUAGCUGUCUUCUAGACUGCUUUGAGUUCAGCGACAUUCACACCUCAGAGAACUUGGCAGAGGAACUGUUGAGAGUGGCCAGAGAAUGGCAAGUAGAUGGAAAAGUGGUCUGUUGUGUUAGCGACAAUGCAGCUAACAUAACCAAAGCUAUGAACAUUUUUAAAUGGACCCAUUAUCCAUGUCUUGCCCACAAAAUCAACCUGAUUGUAAGAGAUGCUCUGAAGGGGAUGAAGCCCACUGUGGACAAAGUGAAAGCAGCUGUGGAAUACUUCCACAGGAGCACAGUAGGUGCUGAAAAACUAAAGUUUACACAACGCCAGAUGGGGAAGCCCGAGCUGAGGCAUAAACAAGACUGUACUACAAGGUGGAUAUCAACAUUUUAUAUGUGGAAGUGGUUUCUUGAGUCAAAGGAUGCCAUCAUCUCUACCCUGGCCAUUGUCAAUGCACCUGUUGAUGCUCUGACCCAAGAGGAAUGGGGUGUGGAGGAAAGAGGUGUGCAGAGUCCUGGAACCUUUUGAGCAGAUCACUGUGGAGAUCAGGAGAGAGCUAUGUGACAGCCUCAAAAAUGAUACUCCUGUGUAAGGGUCUGCAGCGAAUCACACCCAGCCGCCAGAGAAAAGCAAAUGUAACCACAGGACAUGUGACAGAGUUGAUGGAGACCCUAUGUUCAUCAACGGACAGAAAGUUCCACAGAAUGGAAAAUAAUCACGUGCUAUCAGAAAUUGCUGCACUUGACCCCAGGUUUAAGACGUUAGCCUUCAGUGAUGUCACAGCGAUUGAUGAGGCUCUUCAAAGAAUAACCUCAGCAGCAGGGAGGGACAGUCCCAGCAGAGCUGGCUCAGGCACCAGGGCAACAGGAAGAAGAGGGAUCAGAUGGAGCAGAAGCACCAGCAGUAGUGCCACAAACGUCUGCUUUUGGAUGCUGUUUGACGAGAGAGCAACUGGGGAUGCAGCACAAAGGAAUCCCUCAGCAGAUGCCUUAAUGGAGGUCCGAUCCUAUUUGGAGGAGCCUCUCCAAAGAUCUGCAGAUCCUCUGAGUUGGUGGAAUAACAAGCCCUCUGUCUACCCACGGCUUACUAAAGUCAUGACAGAGAGAUUCUGCAUAGUAGCCACAUACGUUCCCACUGAGAGGGUCUUCUCGAAAAUAGGGACAAGUAAUUACUGAGAGAAGAAACUGCAUCAGCCCCUCGAAAGUGAGGCAGCUUUCAUUUCUGAAUGCAAAUCUCUCAUAAAAGCUAAAUAUGGUCAGCGUCACUGUGUGCUGCUGGUUAUAACAUGGCAAUAAAUAAGAGAGAGAAAAGAGGGACCAGUUUAAUGUUUUAAGUGGGAUGCUGCAGUUUUCCACAUUGUUCAUUAUUUUUCUUUGAUAUGGUGCAAUAUUCUAUUAUGCUGCUCAGAUUGUAUUCAUUUUGAAUGAUUAGAUUUAUAUGCACUUAUUUAAUAUACAUUUAAAAAGUUAUAUUUUAAAUGCACGUGUUUAAUAGCAUUCUUUUUCAUAACAAACCAAUGCAUUUUUAAAUACAUUGUGGUUAAGGUAGAGUAUGGUUUCAUUUAAUAACUUAAUUAGAAUUAGUUUAAAACAGAUCAUAGUCAAACGAUCGCAAACUGUUUGACUUGAAAAAAUACAAAACAUAUUUUUUGUUAAGAGCCGUUUGGGAGCCAAAAGAGCCUGCUCACUGAAAAGAGACGUAAUGUCCAUCACCACUCAAUAUUAUGAAAAUUAUGAACCGGAAUGACAUUUACGCUAACGGGUGGCCAUAAAGAACUAGCUAAAAGCCACGUCUCCAAUAAGCCACGCCUCUAAUCUGACAGUCUGUCACCUCUACAAUAUAUUAAUUAAAAGGUUCAACAUUUAACCCCUCACCUUACAAAAAGUUUCCAGUUUGAACUUUUACACAGAGGUUCUUCUGAGACCCUUUUCAGAAGGGUUACUCCAGGACCUGCAAAGGUUCCGCUGGUGUGGCAAACCAAAAGGUUUUUCCAGGCAGCUUUACUUCUAGGAGUGUACAGUCAUUAUUGCUCAUCUUUAUGAAGGGUGUUAAUCAUUUCAGGACACCACUGAAUGAUAAUGUACAUAUGAAUGUGAAUGCACACGUUUGUCAUUGUAUAUACAGUAUAUGAACACGUUUAUCAUAAUGUAAAAUUGUACUGGAACAAUGCUAUGAUAUUAUGUUGCAUGUUCAUUCCUUGAUAUAGUUUGAUACCCAAUAUUAACCAUUGAUAUCCUUUCAUUCAUUGAUAUCAGAUAUUAUGUUGCUUGUUCAUUCAUUCAUGUCCCUGUUUGU
This is a messenger RNA of Salvelinus fontinalis (brook trout), 8454 nucleotides long. Its product is annotated as zinc finger BED domain-containing protein 4-like. The record is from RefSeq and is a predicted model, not a curated record. The coding region runs from base 5671 to 6687 and encodes 338 amino acids. NCBI's taxonomy places the organism in Eukaryota, Metazoa, Chordata, Actinopteri, Salmoniformes, Salmonidae. The transcript has 2 exons.